Messenger RNA from Rattus rattus (black rat), 1007 nucleotides. It is a transcript of the gene Pabpn1l, whose product is annotated as PABPN1 like, cytoplasmic. The record is from RefSeq and is a predicted model, not a curated record. NCBI's taxonomy places the organism in Eukaryota, Metazoa, Chordata, Mammalia, Rodentia, Muridae. Bases 1 to 813 code for a protein of 270 amino acids. The transcript is spliced from 7 exons. Gene Ontology annotation, molecular function: RNA binding.
AUGUGGCCCUCCCUGAGCAACGAGCUCUUCCCACCCCCCACUGAAGUCUGGCUCCAGACGGUCUCCUCGGAUCCUGAGGCCCAAGGCUGGGGGGCCUGGGGCAGGACUGAAAAGACCUCUUUGGUGCAAAGGGCUGGAAGUGACAAGGAAGCAGAGGAAAAUGCAGAUUCCAACUUCCUGCUCUCCUUGCUGGACCCAGAGAACCUAGCCAAGUCCCCAGUCUACAACCAGGAGUUAGAGGCCAUCCGGCUGAAGCUGUGGGCCAUGGAACAUGCCGAGGUCCUGCCGGAACCACCCAGUGUACAGAGGAAGGCCACAGAGGAAGAGAGGGCUGAGGCCAGAGAGCUGCUGAGCCCUGAGACCAUAGGCUGCUUCUUCCCCGGGGCCCCCAAGGAAAAUGUGGAGGCUGACCACAGAUCGGUCUACGUAGGCAAUGUGGACUAUGGUGGUUCAGCUGCAGAACUGGAGGCCUACUUCAGCCCCUGUGGGGAGAUCCACCGGGUCACUAUCCUGUGUGACAAGUUCUCUGGACACCCCAAGGGCUACGCAUAUAUAGAGUUUGCUUCGAAGAGCUCCGUCCAGGCGGCUGUGCGGCUGGAUGAGAGCACCUUCCGAGGUCGGGUCAUCAAGGUACUUCCCAAAAGAACGAACUUCCCAGGAAUCAGCUCCACAGACCGUGGCGGGCUGCGGACGCACUCGAGCAGCAGGGCUGCCUUCCUGCAGGGUAGCAUCCAACGAAAACCUCGGUUAAGACCCCAUGGACAGAGCCGUAAGGGCCGUGGACGAGCCUCACCGUGGUACUCGCCAUAUUGAAAAGAUAGCCCAGUUUUAAAAGUGGGGCCAGGAGCUGGGUCAGGAGUACACUGCUGUCUCUCCGCUUACUCCAAAUGGGUCUUCAAACCUGGCAGCCCACACGGGCCCUUGAAGGUGCCUAGAUCACCAGGUCCCAGUGGGAAGGCGCUGGGCAGGGAGAUUCAGAGGAGAGAGGAGGCUCGGGGUAAGCUGGG